Molecule: messenger RNA, 5320 nt
Organism: Mobula hypostoma (lesser devil ray)
Lineage: Eukaryota; Metazoa; Chordata; Chondrichthyes; Myliobatiformes; Myliobatidae
Product: transmembrane protein 182-like
Exons: 7
Coding region: 165-1127 (320 amino acids)
Cellular component (GO): membrane
Source: RefSeq, a predicted model, not a curated record
AUUCUGCGACUGACGCUUCAGUGUCGCUAUUCUAAUGAGAGCCUUCCUGGAAGAGGUUUCCGAGAAUUUUUAAGGCAUCAGACUUGAGGAUGUGAAGAGGAGGGGUUUGGGGAGUCUGGUUUCUCUCUCUACACACGCACACACAAAUCUCAGGACCCAGCAGCAUGCAGCGGUAUAGACUGCUUUUGUAUUGUGCUAGAUUCUUCGCAGCAGUUGCGUUGAUCUUCUACUUCGCAUCUUCGUGCACCAAUUACUGGCUUCACGCUGUAACAUGUCAGACCGUGAACGACACGCUGGAAGAUGAAAACCUCCGGGUUGGUGAGAUUCAGGAAGUUGGUGGGUUGCAAGGUUCACCUAAGAUUCUGACCGAAUCUGUUGACAACACAACUGACCUGAGAUCUGGCAUAGUGUCAACCUUUCCCAUGCAGACUUCCAGUGGAAGCACCAAAUCAAGUCGAAUGGAACCAGUGUUGCCUAGAAAUAGAAUCGUUCAGUAUUGGAAGCGCACUAAGAAAUUUGUUCGCCCUUCGACACGCAGAGGUGUUUACACACUUCUUGCGUUGAAGGAUCGCUGGGUAAAUUACCAUCAUGAGGGUUUCUUCUGGAGAUGUUCAUUUAGUGACAAGGAGGAAAAGAAUCAACAUGCAGUAUUCAUUUACAUUUACCAACCACCUGUAAAAUGCUGUACACAUGCCUUUUAUUCCCCAUUUCCAAAGAGUGAAGGGAAAACUACUGAAGGAUUUGAAUCCUCAAUCACUUACCGUAAACUGUGGAGUGGACUGAUGUUCUUCGGAGUAAUAUUUGUAACAAUUGGAUUUCUCUGCAUCAUCUACUAUGCAUGCUGUCAGAAUGACAACAUGUAUAAAACAACUGGAGUAGUAUUCUUGAUUGCUGGUGUGUCUUUCACCGUGUCAAUUAUCAUGUACGCCCUUUGGAUUUCAGCGGUAUCUCAGAUGAUUGCGGGAGACAUUGUUAAUUGCACUUCCACUACAACCAACUUGAAGUUUGGUGUAAAUUAUGGCUGGUCUUUUAUGGCAGCUCCUUUUGCAGUAUUGUUCUCUUUAAUUUCUGGCUUACUUUUCAUUAAAAUCGCAGGUAUGAACUGCAAGAGAAGUGAUUUGAUUUAAGCAUUACGCAUUAAAAUAUAUUAAAAUAUAACAACAUUGAGACAUUAUAAUUUGAAGACCCCUUAUAUUAAUGAAUUUAAUUUCCGAUGGUAAUUUUAAACUGCAUCCUCACAUUAUGAAUUUCCUACUGCGUCCAUAACCUUUCAUCUUUUAUGAAAGGUUUGCACUCUUAGAAACUGCUGUUAUUUCAUAAAUAUAAAAGACUGGGCAAUAUGCAAAUACUGUUUUGAUGCUGCACUUUCCUACAUGCAAAGAGUGGCACACUAUUUCUUAUAGUGACAAUUCGACUUAUAAAUUGAUAAGGGACUCUGCAAAGGGUUUGUAACAAGUUUCCAAAAGAAUGUUGCUUUUAAAUAAUCAAAACCGCAAGGUAAUUUCGAACUAAUUUUCUGUUACAAUCAUCAGUUAGUUUAAAACUGAGCUAUUGCUGGUCUCAGGUGACAAAUCCUCUUUGGUUUCCUAUGAUUUGCAUUGAUGUUGAUUGAAGAUCUGGCCCUCUGACUUAGAGCGUUUUUGGCUACUACUUACACCACUGGACAAAAUGCUGGUGCAAGGAAGCAGGCAGGUCCAAGGCUCUACCUUUGAAUCUUUAACAUAUUUCACACGUUUUGUUAUACUUCAAAUUCUCCAAGUACACUUAAGGUAUUUUUAUUUGCUUUACCAAUGUCGAAAUCCAUCUGGCCACUCUUUAACUAAUCCAAUCAUGUUAUACAUUUGGUCAGAAAAUAUGUUAACUCUGUAGUAUGAUAUAGUUCCAUUCCAUUGACCCACAGUUCAUCUUUCACAUUGUUAUUAUGGUCACUGUUCUGUGAUUAGCCAAUAUAUUGAACUUUACAUAGAAAUUAGAGGUUCAACAAUUAAUACAAACAUGAUAUUAAACUUACCUAAGAAUCUAAGUUGUAUACAUGGAUAUGGUCAAGCAAAAUGCUACUCUAUUAAAGUGAAAAUUAUGAAUCAAACUUUCAUAAAUUUAAGAUUCAGCUUUAAUUGUAUUCAUAAUUAUAAACAUCUAAUGUAGUAAUUUUGCAGAUGAUUCGAAGAUUGCUGGUGUUGUGGAUAGCUUAGAAGAUUGGAAGGGAAUACAGAGGGAUUUAGAUCAGUUGCAAAUAUGGGCAGAAAAAUGGCAGAUGGAGUUUAACCCAGCCAAAUAUGAAGUGUUGCUCCUUGGUAGGUCAAAUGUAACCAGGCAGUACAUCACUAAAAGUAAAGACCUUUAGCAUUGUUGAUGAACAGAGGAAUCUUUGGGUUCAAGUUCAUAGCUCCCUGAAAGUGGCUGCACAAGGUUAACAGGGUGGUUAAGAAGUCACAUGGCAUGCUUGCCUUUAUUAGUCGCGGCAUUGAGUUCAAAAGUCAGGAAGUUACCUUGAGGUGUUACAAAAUUUUAGUUAGGCCGCAUCUGAAGUAUUGCACACAGUCCUGGUUGCCUCAUUAUAGGAAUGAUGUCAAGGCUUUGGAGAGAAUGCAGAAGAGAUAUAGCAGGACCUUUCUUAGAUUAAAGGGCAUGUGCUAUAACAAGAGGGUCAUUUUCUCUGGAGUGCCAGAGACUGGCAGGGGGUGGGGGAGACCGGAUAAAGGUUUAUAAGAUUAUGAGAGGCAUAGAUAGAGUAGACAGACAAUAUCUUUUUCCAACAGUUGAAAUGCCAAAUUUCCGAGGGCAUAUAUUGAAGGUGAGGGGGGGUAAUUUCAAAAGAGAUGUGAGGGGCAAGUUUUUUUCACCGAGAGUAGUGGGUGUCUGGAAUAUGCUGCCUGGGUGAUGGUAGAGGCUGAUACAUUACAGACUUUUAAGAGGCAUGUAUAUUGGUACAUGAAUGUGAGGAAAAUUUAAGGAUAUGGACAUUGUGUAGUCAGAAGAGAUACAUUUAGUUAGCCAUUUGAUACUAAUUUAAUUGGUUCAGCACUACACUGUGGGCUGAAAGGCCUGUUCCUGUACGGUACUAUUCUACGUUAAAUCAGUGUGUCAGAAAAAUACAUCAUAUGAAAUUCUGAAUGCAUGUUUGAUUCUUUUAUAAUAUGAUAAUCAUCAAUUUAAAAAUUUACUGCCAAGUGCUUAUUUCGUAUUAUAGAAUAAUAAAAAUUAGAGGUCCUAAUGCAUUUCACAAUGAAGACUACAACUGUAUAGUGCACAGAAUUCAACUUAUUUUCUCGGAUGCAAUUCAUAAAUCCAGACAGUGCAUUCAGUCAGUUGGCUCGGAUGCCUUUUGAUGAGGUAUCCAGUUAUACCCAUUGUCGGAACUCCCUCACUCAACCCAAACACCUCAACACACUGAGAUGCUUUUCAAAACUCUCUGUUCUUCCCAUCCUUACACUGUCCAACCUCAGCCACUCGUUGCCCCUUGCCAAGCAAAUUACCCCCUUUAUAUGCCAUUACCUAUGAAAUCUUCCUUUACACCCCCUGGGAGUACAUUUAAUAUUCAGAUAUGUUGUUUAAUAUGAAUUAGUUUCAGGUAAAAUUGUAUUAUAACUGGCUUUGUUAUGAUGUAAACUGUAACUGCAGAGAACAAUAAGAAAGUUUUGCCAAAAGAGCCAUGAGGUAUGCUAGUUUGAAGUCUGGAUCUGAUAAAAUUCCUGUUGAACAACAAGGAUAUCCGUAGGAUAUAUCUCUACAUGAUUACAAGGGUAGACAGAGUAAACAAAGGAAAACCAUGGAUAUGCAAAAAGUAAAACUGAAUUCUGAGUGACUUUUCAGAUAUAACACAGCAAUGUGGGGAUCUACAUGGUGAACCAUCGGGUCAUGGGUGAGAAAAGGUGAUCUUAAACUGAUCAUUUUCAGUGAUAAUGAUCUAUAAUCUUAUGGAGAACCACUGUAGAUCUGAAAAGGAUAAAAGCAGGAAGCAAUGGAACAUUAUUUGCAUAUCUAGAGGAGGUGGAUAGAUACAUAUUAAUAGACCUUGGAUAUAGCAGAGACAAAUUUCGCAAUUUGCCAACUGCCUUUACUGAGGAACAGCUUUGUAUUUUUCUGGUAUGAAAUAUAUGACUCACUUAAGAACUUGAGUCAGACUUGGUCAAAGAUCCAAAAUGAGAUAUGAUGGGGUAUAUUCUUUCACCAUAGUUAUUGCAUACAAUAGAGGAAACUAUUCCCUCAGUAUUGUUGCCUAUGUAUUUUCAAAACAUGUAAUUUUCUGCAUUAAAAGAAAUUUUCCUUCCUUCCUAAAAUUUCAUUUGACAUUUAUCUUCAAAGUAGGUUCAGAAAAGAAGCAAGUAACAAUCAAAAUGAAAGUCUCUACAUCUAAGUUUAAGAAAAGUUGUUUUUUUAAUGUGAUUGGUUGGUGUGCAUAGAAGGUUAAUGUAUCUGGCACAAAUAUAUACAUCAGAACUCUGCUGAAGAAGACUACAUUUUCCAGAUUUAUACAUUUUAUUUUCCAGUUCUAACAUUUCAUUGCACUGCUGCAUUCCUCCUAUGAAUAGCAAAACUAAAUGCAAACCACGAGACCAACAUGAAUUCAUCCAUUGCUUUUGGGCUGCUAAUUGAGCCCAGCAUCAGGACCCUACUCCUGUAUCACCCUCUCCAACAAGUACAACCCAUCCCCCAACCCCCUAUAUCCAUGCUUGGCUCUUCAAUUUAGGUCAAUUUUUUUAGUGCUUUUAAUUGUGCUUGGUGGAUUUUGGUAAAAUAGGCAGUUUUUAUUAUCCCUUGAACGUAUAUAAUUCAUUAUUGAAUAGUUAUCUAUGUGUGAAGCAGUGUUCUGGAAUAUAACCACCAGAGUUUGAAGUUUUAUUUUUGUGAGUUUCUGUAUUUUCUUUCCAGAAUUUUAACAACCUUGAAUUAUUUCAGGAGCAUUUUUCUUUUGGAAUAUGCAUUUCCAUGAUACAAAAUUUCACCCCACAUCUCAUCAUAGAAAUGGUGGCACUGCUUUUCUGAAAGAGAUAUGUAUUUUUGUAUAUGUUCUAUAUCAAUCCAUGAAAAGGAAAUUUGAAGUACUCUAAAUAUGAUUUCAUAGUUCAGAUAUUUUGUAUUAUCUAUAUUUUGAGCUUUAUGAAAAUGAAACCAUUUAACUGAUAUUAUUUGUAUCAGACUGUAACUAUAAUCAUGUUCAACAAAAUAAGGCUGUAAGCUGUUAAUGGAAUAAUAGUUAAGUCUCAGUAGAGAAUUCAAUGCUUCUAUAAGUACAGGAACAUUUGGACUUUGUAUACACUUGUAUUUUAAAAGUUUAAUGUUUUUAUAAUUAAAAUAUGUUUAUAUCAUUAAAUCAUUA